This is a messenger RNA of Sesamum indicum (sesame), 4524 nucleotides long. RefSeq names its product SPA1-related 4 (gene SPA4). NCBI's taxonomy places the organism in Eukaryota, Viridiplantae, Streptophyta, Magnoliopsida, Lamiales, Pedaliaceae. Gene Ontology annotation, biological process: protein phosphorylation; photomorphogenesis. Gene Ontology annotation, molecular function: protein kinase activity; ATP binding; protein binding. The record is from RefSeq and is a predicted model, not a curated record.
CGAGUGAUCGAUCAGCAAUGUUAUUAGUUCUCAUAUUUAUCACUACCCUGUUGCUUGUAAAGGCCCACAGGCCAACUGUUUUUGUAUUUUAAAUUUGACCUAAUGCGGGUUCUGGGACCGAGUUAUCGGUAAUUGAAGAUCCCCCUGGCCCACAUCCGUGGAGUAAAAUCUUGAUUAUUUAAAGAAUUCGGGCCCGGAGAAAGAAAUGAUUGUUUAUUGCCAUUUUCGCCACUUCUUUUGAAGGAAAAAGCUUUGAGGUUGAGGACAAGGUUGAGCCACGUAGCUACGUACAUGGGAUUGGAGUCGGAGCGGGAACGAGUGAUCGUAUGUAACAGAAGAUCCCUCGAGGGUUUCUCGAAAGAUACUGGUUGCAGUAUACUAAUGCAAUUCUGAGAGGAAAGUAUGAACAACUGUUUAUCCAUUUGUAUUACGUUCGGGUUAUGCAUUGUAACUGCAAUGCUUCUUGAGGGUUUGUGGUCUUUGAACUGUUUUCUUGGGGAAUUUUUGUGAGGCUGCUGUUUCGACUUGAGGGGUUGUGUUAUUUGAACUGUUUGUUUUCAUUUUUGUUUUUUUCUUGGGAAACUUUUCUUGGGGUGUGGGGAAUUUUGUGAGGCUGCUGUGCUUUCAUCAAGGAAAAAGCACACAGUUUCCUUUUUCUGUUGGGGAUGUGAGGAAAGAGUUAAAUAAGAGUAUCUGUUUGUGUGGUUCUUGUUCUUUUGUUUGCACCGGGUGAGACUCUAGCCCUCUCUCUCUCUCUCUCUCCCCCUCCCACACACACAUGAACACUGCUACGGAUUGCUGUUCUCGUCUCUCUUUCUCUCCUCAGCUACAUGUGUUGUGUGUUUGUGAGAAAUAAAUUUUCUGGGGUGAUCUUUUUAGGUGAUUUGAAUCUUUUUUGCUUGCUAAUUUGGUGAAUUAGCUUGAUACGGCAUGCUUUUAGGGUAAGGUUUUGAGUUUUAGUUCUACAAGAUGCGGCGUCAUGGUAAUCCGAAUGAGUUGAUGUGAUCAAGAGGCCAGCUACUCUUUAUAUAGUGAGGAUAUAGUCAAAUUCUUUGGCUGCGCGAUGUUUUUCUGUACCGUGGUUAUAUAAUGAGGCGUUGAAUCGGAAUGGUCGUGGUUGUAGUAAAAGAAGUUGUUAGAAGCCAGUGGAUCAAAUCAUUUUGCAAUUCCGUAUGUUUAUGUGUGUGUCCUGGGGCUCAUGUAACUAUACCAAUUGGUGGAUAGUUAUGGAGGGUUCUUCGGAGUCGGGUUGGCAGAGGUCUGAUAGUUCGAGGGCGUUAAAUUCUUCAUUCUUGGAUAGAAAUACCAGAAUUCUCAGGGCAAGCGUCAGGCCCUCGGGAGAUAAUACAUCCCAUGAUUCUGGAUACACAUCAGUAAGAAAAGGGAGGGAAAGAACUUUCUGGCCUCAUAUCAACAAUCAAAGAACUCAUGUUGUGAGUACUGAAGAUGGUGGCGUGGGGGGUGGACCCGUUGUCCAGGCCGUGGAAUGCAACGAUGUAAGUUUGAGGCAGUGGCUGGAUAAUCCAGAAAGAACAGUGGAUGCCCUUGAAUGCCUUCACAUAUUUUCUCAAAUUGUAGAUAUUGUAAACCUAGCUCAUUCUCAGGGAAUUGUUGUUCACAAUGUUCGCCCUUCGUGUUUUAUCAUGUCCUCAUUUAAUCGGGUCUCUUUCAUUGAGUCUGCCUCUUGCUCGGAUUCGGGUUCUGAUUCUCAAGAAUAUGGAUCAAAGAGCAACACCGCUGAGCUCAAGGGUUCGUCUUCACCUUUGCCUCAUAACUCGCCCUCGCACCAAAGCUCCGUGAAUCAGUUAGGUGUACUAGAUUCUGGGCUUGGGGGGAAUCUGACAGCUGCUUCGCAAAUUAACUCUGAAACCAGUUGCUUGCAAUCAUGUGCAGGUCAGGGUAUGCAUGCUUUGGAAGCCACUGGCAAUGAACGAACAGGAGAUAAGAAGCAUUCAUUUCCAAUGAAACAAAUAUUGCUCAUGGAAUCCAAUUGGUACAGCAGUCCAGAAGAGGUUUCUGGUGGUCCUACUUCUUGUGCUUCCGAUAUUUAUCAACUUGGUGUUUUACUCUUUGAGCUCUUUUGCACUUUUGGCUCCUUGGAAGAGAAAAGCACAACCAUGGCAAGCCUGAGACACCGUGUCCUCCCUCCACAGUUGCUUCUUAAGUGGCCUAAAGAAGCUUCAUUUUGCUUAUGGCUGCUGCACCCAGAGCCAAGUAGCCGCCCUAAAAUGAGUGAGUUGUUGCAAAGUGAAUUUCUGAAUGAACCAAGAAAUGACAUAGAAGAACGAGCAGCUGCUAUAGAGUUUCGAGAAAAGAUAGAGGAGCAGGAGUUGUUACUGGAAUUUCUUCUGCUACUGCAACAAAGAAAACAAGAUGCCGCAGAUAGCUUGAAUGAGACAAUAUCUGUUAUAUCUUCUGAUAUAGAAGAAGUUACCAAGCUGCAGACAGCUCUCAAGACAAAAGGAGGCUUAAGCUUAGAGUUGGGCAAGGAUUUAGCUUAUGAUCCUUGUUCGGUGAACAUUGCAGAGGAUGAUGAUUCUAGUAGCUCAAUGUCCAGGAAGCGGAUCAGGCAUGGCCUUGAUAUCACCAGCCCGGAUGAAUCUGACAACCAUGCUGAUGAAUGUCGGAAACUGGAACCUGCAGGGCAUCAAGGAAGCGUUCUUGCCAAAAGUUCUCGGCUGAUGAAGAAUUUCCGGAAAUUGGAAUCAGCUUAUUUUUCGACGAGACGCAGGGCUGUAAAACCAACAUUCCGGCCAUUUGCUAGGCAUUCUCAUAUCAGUAGUGAUAGUAGAGGAUGUGUUGUAGCAACCGAAAGAAGUUCCAUCAGUAAUCCAUCAUCAAAAGACCUGUAUAAUGAGCACAGGAAAAGUGGAUGGAUAAAUACAUUCCUAGAAGGAUUAUGUAAAUAUCUUUCUUUUAGUAAGCUAAAUGUGAAGGCAGAUUUAAAGCAAGGGGAUCUCUUAAAUUCAUCAAACUUGGUAUGCUCCCUUAGUUUUGACCGUGAUGGGGAGUUUUUUGCAACUGCCGGUGUAAACAAGAAGAUUAAAGUUUUUGAGUACAAUUCAAUCUUAAAUGAAGACCGUGAUAUUCAUUAUCCUGUUGUUGAAAUGGUAAGUAGAUCAAAGCUUAGCAGUAUUUGUUGGAAUGGCUACAUUAAAAGCCAGAUGGCUUCAAGUAACUUCGAAGGUCUGGUGCAGAUAUGGGAUGUCACCAGAAGUCAGACUUUCAUGGAAAUGAAAGAACAUGAAAGGCGUGUGUGGUCCAUUGAUUUUUCUGUGGCAGAUCCAACAAUGCUGGCCAGUGGCAGCGAUGAUGGAUCCGUUAAGCUUUGGAAUAUCAAUCAGGGAGUAAGUGUUGGUACCAUCAAGACGAAGGCCAACGUCUGCUGUGUUCAAUUCCCAACAGAUUCUGGCCGUUCUCUUGCAUUUGGCUCCGCGGACCAUAGGAUAUAUUACUAUGAUCUUCGCAACUCCAAAUUGCCUCUAUGUACUCUAGUUGGCCAUAAUAAAACAGUGAGCUAUGUGAGGUUCAUUGAUUCAACAACUCUUGUGUCUGCAUCCACGGAUAACACUCUAAAACUCUGGGAUUUGUCAAUGUGCACAUCAAGAGUGCUUGAUUGUCCUCUACAGUCAUUCACAGGCCAUCUCAAUGUGAAGAAUUUUGUGGGCUUGGCUGUAUCUGAUGGUUAUAUUGCAACCGGCUCGGAGACAAAUGAGGUCUUUGUCUAUCACAAGGCUUUUCCUAUGCCUGCACUAUCGUUUAAAUUCAAUAGCACGGAUCCACUUUCUGGCGACGAAGUGGAUGACACUGCACAGUUCAUCUCAUCUGUAUGUUGGCGUGGUCAGUCUUCCACAUUAGUCGCUGCAAAUUCCAUGGGCAAUAUCAAGCUUUUGGAGAUGGCUUAAUUUGGUGAAAAAUACCAGGGCACGUCCACAAUCCACUUCAGAUACAACGGGAAAUGGACUUUGUGAUAUAAAGAUAGCCGCUAAAAGUUUACAGGUAGCACAGCCAUGGAUUCGAAGCUGGCACCCACCUUUCGGGAGCUAUAAGUAGAAAACUGGUAUCGCUAAACCAAAAUUUUUACUUAUUUUGUGGUGAAUACACUCUAACUUGAAGAGUGCCAUUAUCGAUAAAUAUUUAGGUGAGCGGAGGAAUAGGAGGGUGAAAAUGGGGCGUUAUAUAUCGAUUUUUCUGUAUAUUCUGUAAUUCUUGUGGUUCUUAAAUCAUUUAAUUUAGAAUAUGCGCCUGAAAAUUCGUGCUGUAUUUCUACCAGCAGCGCAGCUCCAUAUCCUGAAGUUUGUAGUCUGAUUGAUUGUAUUAGCGCAAAUGAGCACGUCUUCAUUUUGGCAUACUAAAGAUUGCUCUUUGAGCUCUUCAGUUUAAACUUGAAAAGGGUGCAAUUAAAUAUGUAUGCUUGCUUUCUUACAGAACGAUGGAGUUCACCACACACAUGGAAUGAGGACACAUUGACGCAGACAAUCUGGUCUGCAUUUUUAAUGGGUAAAUUAUAAAGAGCUUUCUUGA